Molecule: messenger RNA, 9613 nt
Organism: Numida meleagris (helmeted guineafowl)
Lineage: Eukaryota; Metazoa; Chordata; Aves; Galliformes; Numididae
Gene: SLC35F5
Product: solute carrier family 35 member F5
Exons: 18
Coding region: 494-1936 (480 amino acids)
Biological process (GO): regulation of peptide transport
Cellular component (GO): membrane
Source: RefSeq, a predicted model, not a curated record
GAGGCGAGGCCCGGCCCGCCUCGCUCCGCAGCCUGCCCUGGGGGCGGCUUUCCUCUUCCCGUCGUGCGUGGGCGGAGGCGCCGCGUGUGUGGGAGCCGUCCCCGCCGGCGCAGCGAGGGCCGUGCUGCUUCCUCACACGGGGGCGGGCCGGGGCCGGAGGUGUCUUCUCCCCGUCCUUCUGUCCGGUUGUCCUCUCUGGCUCUCAUCCUCACUCGUUCUACGUGAAGAACCAGGCAACAUCGGUCCUACUUGCUGGCUUUCAGCCUGAAGCUGCCGUGUGUGUGAUUGAUGUGGCGAUUGAUGUCCUUGCCCAGCAGCAUGUAGUCAUGCUGAGAUGCUAAGAUCUUCAUGUAACUGGCUGAAAAAUGGUUCUACAAGAUGGCAAUCCCAACUCUAACACUAUUAAAAUGGAGAUUAUCUUCACUGUGACAUGAUCUGUGAAAUUUGUUAGCAUUUUCUGUUUGUGUUUUACGCUUACUGUGCAAGGUUACAAAUGGUGUGGGUUUUUAUCAUGAAUCGAAUGAGCUCCCAGAGCAGUUCAUCUUCUCAGCGUAGAAGAAUGGCUCUAGGAAUUGUCAUUCUUCUCCUUGUUGAUGUGAUAUGGGUUGCCUCUUCAGAACUCACUUCUUAUGUUUUUACCAAGUACAACAAACCUUUUUUCAGUACGUUUGCAAAAACAUCUAUGUUUGUUCUAUACCUCUUGGGAUUUAUUGUUUGGAAACCAUGGAGGCAACAAUGUACUCGUGGGUUUCGUGGAAGGCAUGCAGCUUUUUUUGCAGAUGCUGAAGGUUAUUUUGCUGCUUGUACAACAGAUAAUGCUGUAAACAGUUCUCUGAGUGAACCUUUAUAUGUUCCUGUAAAGUUCCACGAUUUGCCAACUGAAAAAAGUGGCAGUAAUAAUAGUGAUGCAGAGAAAACUCCCAAAAAACCUCGUGUGAGGUUCAGUAAUAUUAUGGAGAUCCGGCAGCUCCCAUCGAGCCAUGCACUGGAAGCAAAGCUGUCUCGCAUGUCGUACCCAACAGUUAAGGAGCAGGAAUCAAUAUUAAAAACUGUAGGAAAACUCACUGCAACUCAAGUAGCAAAAAUUAGCUUUUUCUUUUGCUUUGUGUGGUUCUUGGCAAAUUUCUCUUACCAAGAAGCUCUAUCAGAUACCCAAGUUGCUAUAGUUAAUAUCUUGUCUUCAACCUCUGGGCUUUUUACUUUAAUAUUAGCUGCAGUCUUUCCAAGUAACAGUGGAGACAGAUUUACUCUGUCCAAAUUAUUGGCAGUUUUUUUAAGCAUUGGUGGUGUGGUACUUGUUAACCUUUCUGGAUCUGAGAAAUCUCCGGGAAGAGAUACAAUAGGCUCCCUUUGGUCUCUUGUAGGAGCAAUGCUGUACGCUGUGUACAUAGUGAUGAUAAAAAGAAAAGUAGAUAGAGAAGAUAAACUCGAUAUACCAAUGUUCUUUGGUUUUGUAGGACUGUUCAAUCUGUUGCUGCUAUGGCCAGGGUUUUUUCUGCUUCACUAUACCGGCUUUGAAGCAUUUGAGUUUCCCAGUAAACUGAUAUGGAUGUGCAUUGUCAUUAACGGCCUUAUUGGAACAGUUCUGUCAGAGUUCCUCUGGUUAUGGGGCUGCUUUCUUACCUCAUCACUCAUUGGCACACUUGCGCUAAGCCUUACAAUACCUCUGUCCAUAAUAGCUGACAUGUGCAUGCAAAAGGUGCAGUUUUCCUGGCUGUUUUUUGCAGGGGCAGUCCCUGUCUUUUUUUCUUUUUUCAUCGUAACUCUCUUAUGUCAUUAUAACAACUGGGAUCCUGUGAUGGUGGGAAUCAGAAGAGUUUUUGCCUUUAUUUGUAGAAAACAUCGAAUUCAGAGAAUGCCAGAAGAAAGUGAGCAGUGUGAAAGUCUUAUUCCUAUGCAUAGUGUUUCUCAAGAUGGAGACAGUUGCUGUUCGUAGACAAAAGUUUAAAAAUGGAAUGAUGCCUAGUGAAGAGACAAUCUUCUGGAAAAGUCCCAAAGGAGUAAUGUUUCAGUGCCUAUUCUGAAUUUUUAGUAAAAAUGAGAAGUUUCUGUUCUUGUGAAACUCUAAACAUCUUUCUUGCUUUCAUCUGGUUUUAUAAAUGAAUGAAUUUACUCCAUGCAUAUCAACGUAGGGGAUCUUAGUCCAUCUGAGCAACCAACCUGCCUUACUACACUGAGCUGGUGAAGUUACUUGACAAAAUCAAGAAAAUGAAUGCUGUUAAGUGAUUUCUUUCUCUUUUUAACUCUCAAUUUUGUUAAAUGCUGGACAACGUUAUUUUAGAAAAUACUUUCGAAUGAGUUAUGUAAAUAAGUUUGCAGGUCAUCACGUCUUACAGGCUUUCAGAUGAAAAGCUAAAUAGAUACGUUACCUGUAGUAGGUACAAAUUAACUUUUUUAUGUUGUAUAAACUAUUUGCAUAUUAAUAGAGGAAAAUAGUAAAAUAAUUUAUUAAGUGAAUUCUUGUAAUUAUUAAGGCAAGAUCUUUGUACAGUCCUGGAACACUACAUAUAUAUUGUCUUACCCAUUUUGAGAAGCCUUGUAACGGCAAUGGGUGCCGCUGUUUAAAAAUCUUGUGUUUCCUCGUGAUCCGGAAUGUUUAAAAUCUUAGUGAAUGAAAGAAUAUUUAGAAUGACAGUACAUUUGAGUGUACAUUCUCAAAAACAAUCCCUUAAGAAGACCAAUUCUGUAACUCAUCUUGAUUCCAAAUGAUUUCAUGUGGAAGGCUUAAUUUGAAAACUUUCAUUUCAAUAGCUGCCAACUGAGGGAAGAGAUCACAAUAAGUUGUUACAGUUUUCAGUUGUGGGUUGGCACUACAGCAAUCUACUAAACAAUGUGAAAGCUAAAAAUAAUUGCAUUGAUUUUUUUUUCCAGUUGCAUUAAUAAAUUUAUUCUAAAACUGAUUUGUUUUCCUUACAACCUCUAUCUUCCUUCUACUGCAGCUUUUGUCCUAUUUGAUUCUGAGAAGUUAUGAAUAAUUACAUUCAAGGAUAUUUGAAAUAAAUCAGUGACAUUUUCCAAUUUCUGGCCUAUAAGACACUUCUAUUAAGGAAAAAAAAAAGGCUUGAUAGAUUUUGUUUUCCUAUAAUGAAUGUAAGACAGAUUUUCAGAUAGUAUAUUCUCUUCCGCAUAACAAGGCAAUUAAUAACAGUGCAUUCUUAUAUUUCCAUACAGAUAUGAAAGGAUAACAAAGCAAAUGCUUUUUCAUGCUUUGACCCUCUAGUAAUGAUCCUUCCAAGAGGUGAUUUGGUGAUACAACUGGUAGACUAGAUGGAAUUCAGGAAAGCAACAUGUUCAGUGAGACUGUUAGAAGGAUUGAUUCAACCAGCAGCUAGAACGUAAAAUUCUGUAUGUAGAGAAGGAAAAAGAUACUAGGGGAAAAAAGUGAAUCUGGGGGCUGUCCUUGUUGAGUAUUGCACCUUUAUCAAAUUUUUCCUUCUAUUUCUUAAUACUGAACUGCAUUAAAAGUUUCAGUUACCUGAGGUGUCUUUUGAGAUAGUAAGUCUGUAUUUGGAUACCUGAAAUCGUUUUUAAAAUAAAUAAAAGUAGAAAAACAUAAGUUUAUUAAAUUUAAUGUAGAUAUUUUGAAAAGGUUAUCAUUUCAAUUGGAAAGCCCAACAGUAUAGGAGUUGGAAAUACAGUAAGUAAAACUAAUUUUAUGUUUGACUUCAUUAGAAUUUUCGGGGAUUUCAUUGGUAAAAGGAGUUUACAGUGGGAUUUUUGUUUCCUAAAUUAGGACAAAUUAGAGAAUGUUAAUUUCAGCCAUUAACUACAGAUUUAAACCCGUUCCUGUAUAGCAUCUAAUCAGUGACAGCUUCAUCAAACUAACUCUAGGAAGGCUGAGUUUGCUUUCAAAUGGGCAGUAAUAGUAUUUUCAGCAGGAUAUUUUAAUACUGUCUUUUGAAACUGGUCAUUCUGAUUGAUGGAAUGGAUUGAUAAUGUGUCGUGGGCAGUUGCUAUUCAUAUUUGUCCUUAUAUUCGUGGCUGAAAAUGAAAGCUUAUCAUAGCUUUCUACGUAUAUGACUUCUGUUAAGUGGCAUUAUUAUGUUAGAUUUGAAACUAAGUACUAGGAGAAUGUUCUUCUGUCUCUGACCUAAUAAUCUUUCUGUUCAGCAAACUCAAUGUUAGGGCCUUCCCGCUGUUCUGGUUUUUUGCAAAAGACGUGUUAAUCUUUUUUCAAGAUAUUUACUAUUUUAAUCUUUUGGCACUUUGUAGCUGGGACAGGUUUUUUUUUUUGCAUUAAAUUACAGUCCUUUAAAAAAUAAAAAGCAAAGAAAAGAUAAAAUAAAGAAUAAAAAGCAAACUAUUCUUCUUGAAAUGCCAUGGAUUUUUAAGCAGUGGUGCCCCUGUGGUUACAAGAAAUAUACUGCGGUUUUAUUUACUGAAGUUAUAUGUAACAUUGUUCCUGUGUUUAAUAGAAUGUGAUGAGAUUUUUCUAUAAAAUCUUGUGAUUUUUAGUACAAUAAUAUUUUAUAAAUAUAUUGUCUUAUUUGAAAUGUAAAUUGCAUAGUUCUCUAAUGGGUGCUUGGUAAAUGCACAAGAGAUUUAGCUUUGAUUCUCAGGUACCUCUGAUGUAAUGGUGACAUACUGGUAUUUUUUUUUUCCUCGCGACACAACUGGAAUGUGAAGGGGCUCUUGCAGAUGCUUUACUGCUGUGUGCUAGCAUAAAUUGUCGUUCUUACUGUUUCACUUUGGGGAUGUCUUUAUUCUGACUUGCUUCUUGUGGGAAGCACAUACGCUUUAACAAGGAAAAUAGAAUUUUUAACUCAAGCAUUUCUUUGAAUGUCAUGAGAUGCCUAAAGAACGGUGAUUUCCCAUGCCUGCAAAAUGGGUACUACAUGCAUUGUUCUGUCAAACAGUUUAAUUCCUGCAAUCUUAUGAGACAAACCAAGAAUUUCUUCUGUGUGCGAUUGAGUUUUUUUGUUCCGUUUUUAUAUAUGGAAGAAAUUAGGACAAUUUGCUAAAUGCCACGUAGCCUGUCUUAGCUUUUAGGGUUCUGGUGAGUCUUGUCUAGUUUAGGCUAAUGUGCGCUGCAACCCAGAACAAAGGAGGAAAAAUCAAUUCAGUUUUUCUAGCUACUGUGUUAGGUUUCAGUCGUGCCAGAAAUGAGAGGUGCUGUAGAGGUAAUACUGAUCCAGCAGUUACUUGGAAAGCAUGAGGCACAGGAAUGCCACUAAAGACAUGGAGGGCCUGGUAUUUCUAUUGUCAGUGAGCACCACAUUUCUUUUAUGCUUGCUUUUUGCCCUUGGAAAUCAGUGUGGGGCAUGUAGUGUGCAGCUGAUCUGGCCUGCCAUGGAGCUGCGCUAGAGUACACUGCACACAUCAGCCAAGAAGCUGCAGGCUGGGGCGCAGCUGGGGGUGGAGCAAAUGCUCAAGUAUUUUCUCCCAACAUGGUGUUUAGUAGUGGUACUCCUCAAAUGAGAAACCAUGGUGCUGCAUGUAAUACUUGACCCAGUAUGCUGCUACACGCGUUGCAUACCACCACGUGACAUCCUAGCAAAAAUGGAAGAGCCAGUGAAUUGCUUGUUUUGGUGUGUGCUGCUGUAACUGUCGUUCUCUUUCACUGCGCUUAGGCACUGCUAUUUACUAAUACAAUUGCCUUAAGUAAGGUGGUGUAAUAGUUUCUUUUGUAGUUCUUAGUUCCAUCUCUUUUCAUGGUGAAUGUCAUCGUUGCUAUUCCUGACUAAGAGAACCUCUUAUCUUAGGAAGAUGAACUUACUGAGCUUAAGCUAAGGUUAUCAGAGGAGGAGGAGUUGUUAAACCGAAUGGCUCAGCUGCGCCACACAUGAAAAUAGAUAAGCCUUGCUAAGGAGAGUGUUUGUAAUUGAAGUUGUAGGAAGAUGCAUCCUCAAAAAUCAAGCGACAAACUGGUGUUAAAAACAAAGUUGAGUCAUAUCACUUACUGUAGAAUGGUACUUUGAAUCAGUUUUUGUUAUUCUGUGCAAGCUUUGAGUUAUUCACAGUUUCUGUUAGGAAUGUUAUAUAGUGUCUGCAAUUUAAUACCUGUGAUUGCAAUUGUAUUUAAGUGUUGAUGGCUCAUUAACAGUUGUUAUGCAUGAUUUUUUCUUUCUAAUCCAGGAUUGCAUUAAUUGUGUAUUUAGUUUUACAUGUUUAUUGCAUGGCAUGAUUUCUCAGGGAAAUAUGGGUGAUAGCAUGCAUUGUAAGAGCUGGUAACUAAUUCCUGCUUUUAAAAUUGUUACAAACUUUCAGAUUUCACUAAACACUUAACAUCAAAUGAAUUUCAUGUUGAAUUGCUUCUGGUUUAUUAGGUGAAUCAUGAUGAAGGUGUUAACAGCAUUUUAAAGUGUCUGUAAAAUGCAAUCUGCCCAAUACUUCAUUAGCUUUUGGACAUUCGUCCAUUUUAAAUGGACUCAGCAAGUUGUGUGGUUUUUUUCGUGCUUUAGUAUAAUAUGUGCCAUAUACAUUAAUAGUUGCCUGAGACACAACAGCAAUGUUAAUUUCCAGAGUUAGACAAUGCUAUAAUAAUACAGUCUGAUUCUGGGAUAGAGUACCGGUAUAAAUAUUCUAACAUAUUUGCUUGUAUCAUUAAAUUUUUACAAAGUGUUCUUACUUUGGGGAUUUUUGUCUGCUUUUCCAGUAAAGUUACUUUGUCUAGACUGGGAUUUGAUCCAAAGCCCACCAGCAUUAUAGGUAGCAUUAAUAAAAUAAAACUUUAUUGAAAUGCUCAGCAGUCGGGUUGACCUUUAUGCUUUUGCAGUGUUUUUAUCUGCAGCAUACAUGACGAGCAGUUUCCUUUAAGACUUCACUAAUAUAAAAGUUGAGGGAUUUAGUGUUGGGGAAAAUGGUAAACGUACCACUGUUACUGAUCACAAAAUAUAUUUCCCUAUAGCCAGCAUGCAGCUUAAUUAUUUAGAAGGUGGAUUUGUCUUGCUGCGUGACUUUUCUUUAGAAUCAGCAGCGUAGGAAAUGUUAACCGCUUUGCUUAGUUGUGUACUAGAAGAAUAUGUUUUGUCAACAGCGAGAAUGUGAUCGUAGCUUUGAGGAUCAACUUCUUGUUGGUCUCUGAUUUGACACUUCCAUUUACUUUGCAAAGAACGCAACAGGACAUCUCCUAGCUAGUUAGACUAAUUGUAUUCUGAGUGCCCCGAUCAUCUGUAUUGUCAUAUACCUAACGUAAAUCAUGUACUUCUAAUACAAAUGUAACCAUUCCUCUAUGCCUUCUCACUGUCCUUCCAGCUGAUGUAUUGCAUCAUUACAUCUGGUAUUAAUAGACAACUGGACAACUUCUGGAAUGCCCACCAUGGUGAGGAGUGCAUCCAGAGUUUAAUCUAGUUGUCACCUCCUACUUUUUAAAAGCGUGAAAGGCUUUUCUCUGAGGAUUUUGAAGAAAGUACCUGUUUAGUUCUUUAGCUGCUGAGUUCAAAGUUUAGAAACUGAGAAACAGCUACUUAAGUUGUAUCCAGAUCUCUUCUGUUUUUAUUUAACUUCUGACUUUUGUCGGGGAAGGUGUGCAGUUCUUUGCAUCUUCCACAGAAUGUAUGUGACUCGAUACUGGAAUGGCCUCAGAAGUAACAGUGAAGAGAUGCUUGUAUGACUUUUAACACGUUCCUGAAGUUUUUCCACAGUUAAUUUAAAAAAAAAAAAUUAUCAAGCUGAGGAGAAGGUAGGCAUACAGUGUAGAGCUAACUUUAUAACAUACAAAUUACUUUGCUUUCAUUAAAUGUCCUUCAGUGUAUUACUGAUGUUGCCAGCCCAGAAGUUUUUCUUGUCUGUUAAAUGUGAUGCUUCUCUCCUCUAUAAAUUGGAACUUUUUCGUGUAAAUUAAACUAGAUCCUCUGUCACAAUGACUGAUUUCUAGAAUAUUUCAGAAUCUUUUCCUUUUAACCUUUAACUAGAGGAACAGCAGGGGAUUUCCACCCAAACAGUGUCCUUUUCCUAUGGGAGAAGAAAACAUUAAAAAAAAAAAUUGAAAUAAAUAAUCUUAUCGGACAGCAUAUAGGAUUCAGCUGCAAGAUCGCUGAGGUAAUUGCCUGUAGAGCAUGUUAGAUACAGGACAUGCUUAGGCAAUAAUUGUGCAAUGGACUGAUCUCUCUGAUCAUGUUUUAAUGUAGAACGUAGGUAUUUAAAAUCUCCUCAUUUUGUGUUGAAGCUGAGUGCUUAAGUCCUGUGACUGUAAAAAUCAUGGAAGAUUUUAUUUGGAGCAACAGUGUACAUGCUAAGGAUUUUCUUGGUUGCUUUUUGGGAUUCUUAGUUGUUUUUUUUUUUUUUUAUGAAGACCUAUAUGUUCCGUGUACAAAUCAGUUACAAAUGAAUGAUCUGCCUAUUAAUUGAAAAUUUUGAGAGCCAUUUACACAAAGCUAUCGUGAAAGCUGAAGCAGUUGUUCAAGUUGACGAUAUCUGAAUAGAAUUAGAGAAGUGUAAUGAGCACGUAGUACGGACCUCAGCAUUGUACAACUGAAUGCGUCCUUGUAAUGAUGUAAAAUUUAUUCAGGUUCUCCUUGGGAUGGGUAUUAGUUAAACAAAAUUGCAUCUGAAACUCUUGUUUAGAUAUUUAUGCUGACCGAUUUGGUACAUUUCUAAAAGUUGUGCAUUGAAACAUGCAUGAAACCAAUAGCUAGUACCCUUGGUCCUUUUAGCAUUACAUCUUGCACUACAUUUCAGCUCUGUAAUUUGAAGAGAACUCUGAAAUUGCUUCAACUGAAGAACUUUAAUAUGACAAAAACUUUUGUUUGCAUGAAGUUUGUAUGGUUUGCUGAUAAUUCAGAUGUUCUGAGAGCACAGAUAGUUCCAGCUGUAUGUUCUUUAUGUGUUAUGCAUAAGCUUUUAAACAUUUUCCUUAGGAAGACCAGAACCUGAACUGCCUGAUGCAUAUUGCAUUUGCACCUAAAUACUUGAUUUCGGAAUGUGUUAAACCUUGUCUAUUUUUGAUAAGAAACAACAUUUUAAUCCAAUUUCCAUUUAAUAAUAAGUAUGUUCACACAGAGGAAAAUCAUAAUCGUGGCUUGAUGCGGUGAUUUAUGCAAGAAAACAGCAGGAUGGCAGUAGUAACUCUGAAAUGAAGAUGCAAGUCUCUUCAGAAACUGGCUUCUUGUUCUUUCCUUCCUUCUGUACUAAAUAAGUGUCUUCAUUAUUCCUGAUUUAUACAGGUGAAGCAAGGACCAGAACUUUACCCUUUUGUUUUUUAAAAGUGAACAUUGACUUUUGCCUGUAGCGUCUUUGUCACAUCACUUCAUUUUCUGAAGGGGAUUCAGUUAAAUGAGAAGUAUAAAAUAAGUAUUUUUAAUUAAAAACAAAUUUAAGCUAUUAAUAAUUUUGAAAUUCUCAAUAUGAAUAGAGAUCUAAUGAAUGAAAAUUAUAGGCUUAUAUUGCAAAUACCAAAUACUGCUUAUAUAUUUUUUAACAAAAUCAGUAUAUAUGUGAUUAUUUGAAACGUGUAUAAAAGUGACAAUGGGAAAAUCAUUCUUAUGUUGAUAGAUUUAUAAAUUGAAAUUAUUAAUAUCCAAUACCAAAACCCUAUAGAAGGGCUAGUGAAAAGACAGUGUAAUGUAUUCUGAAAAACAGCCUGUGUAUUACAAUCAAUGGGUGUGAUGUUUUUGUUCUGUAUCAUAUUUAUUAUGUGUAAGUAAGCCAAUAAAGAUUAUAAAUCGUAUUUUCU